AUGGAUAAAAAUGCAGGAUCAACAGUCUCAGCAGAUGCUAUGCCAAUAGAAACCGUCGAGUCUUCACAAUCUGAAAUCGAAAUGAGCAAUGACGUUAAACUGCCCCUCCGCACCGUCGCCCGUCCCCUCUCUGGAACCUCCUCAACAAUCUCGAAAGCCCUCAGAAAUACCUUCCAGCGCAGCCCCGCGAGAUUUGGCAAAUUCUCACUCCUUCCCGCCGAAUUACGGCUAAAGAUAUGGAAAGCUGCUCUGGAGCCUCGCGUUCACGAACUCCACCCCUGCUCAAAACUGUACAACCAGCGCAUGACAUUCCGCUCCAACGCCUCACAAACACCCCCAAUCUUCCACGCCUGCCAUGAAGCCCGCCAGCUCGCGCUCAAACACUACCGACUGAUGAGAUAUGAUCCCGUGGGCGGAAACGGUUCUGGCAAGGGGAUUCUGCGCUUUUACUUCUGCCCGAAGCUUGACACCCUGCUGUUGAAUAGCUUGAUGGGGUUGUUCGUGAUGUUUGUGUUAUUGGAGGAGCAUACGAGUCAUGUGGGCACAAUGCAGGGCUGGGAGACUGUCGCGUUCGAUGCGGAGAGGGCCCAGCUUAUUACGCUACUGAGUGGGAUUCCUGGGCACAAUGUACAGCCUAGGAUCAAGGAGCUAUUCCCGGAACUCAAACGACUUGUUAUUGCGUUUGAUUACAAGAAGAAUGGGAAGACGAGGUUCAGGACUAGUGUUUGGCCAGGGGAGAAUGGGACCUCUUUGAAGUCGUUUCCAUGGCCUGUUAUUGAGACUUCCCAAUUCGAGGAGAUUUUUAAGCCGAUGAGACAGUUUCUGGUUAAUGACUAUGAAGGGAAAGGGGAUGUUCCUGAAAUGAUUGUUGCGAAAGUUAAGAGGAAGCAGUUUAUCAGGGGGGACGUUAGGUAUGUGUUUAGGAAGGGUUGUGCGAUGUUGCGGAUUCAUCCGAGAGGGGUUUUCAGACGGAUUUGA
Molecule: messenger RNA, 978 nt
Organism: Lachnellula hyalina
Lineage: Eukaryota; Fungi; Ascomycota; Leotiomycetes; Helotiales; Lachnaceae
Exons: 1
Coding region: 1-978 (325 amino acids)
Source: RefSeq, a predicted model, not a curated record